GCAGCCUCGUUGUGGCGUGGGGCUGGCGGGGGAAGCGCGGCGCCGCCAUAUUGCGGGCAGUCGGUGUUUUCGGCGCCGAGCCGGGCGGUUCGGAGUUAAAGGGGAGGCCGAGGCUGGUUGUGCUUAUUGGGUGGGGGAGAGAAAGAGGAGAAAAAGGCAUAACCGGAGAAGAGAGGAGGAAGAACCGAACUAUAUACACAUACACGCACGUACAAAAAAUUGCAAAAAAAGCCCCUACCACCCCCCCCCCCAAAGCAAUUCCACCUGAAGAGAGAGCGAGAGAAAAAUAAAUUGGCGCUGGCAGCUUCUUAUGAGGAUGGAGUAUCGUGUGCUAUAAAGCAACAUGUCUUCAAGCGUAGCCUUAGUUGUCUUGACUUUUCACAGACCUUUCCCUCUGAUCUGCAAUAAUACCCCAUGAUAUGUGAAAAGUGUGAUUGAAGAGAGACCCUUCCCACUCUGAUUGCUAACACCGAAAGUAAUUGCUUGCCCUCAGCUGUUAGAACCACUCGAUAUCUGCUUCUGAACUGCCUCCAGUCUCCUCCAAUAAGACAUGGCAGGACCUGUGCCAAGCAGGGCCAGAGUUUACACUGAUGUGAAUACACACAAACCAAGAGAAUACUGGGAUUAUGAAUCUCAUGUGGUGGAAUGGGGAAAUCAAGAUGACUACCAGUUAGUUCGUAAAUUAGGUCGGGGGAAAUACAGUGAAGUGUUUGAAGCUAUUAACAUCACAAACAAUGAAAAAGUAGUUGUUAAAAUACUUAAGCCUGUAAAGAAGAAGAAAAUAAAGCGUGAAAUUAAAAUAUUGGAGAAUCUACGUGGCGGUCCAAAUAUUAUCACUCUCAUAGAUAUCGUCAAGGAUCCAGUGUCACGGACACCUGCUUUGGUUUUUGAACAUGUAAACAACACAGAUUUCAAGCAGCUGUACCAGACCUUAACAGAUUAUGAUAUAAGGUUCUACAUGUAUGAGAUUUUGAAGGCCCUGGAUUAUUGUCACAGUAUGGGAAUCAUGCACAGAGAUGUAAAACCACACAACGUUAUGAUCGACCAUGAGCACAGAAAGUUGCGGCUGAUAGAUUGGGGUCUGGCAGAAUUCUACCACCCUGGCCAGGAGUACAAUGUUCGAGUGGCCUCCAGGUACUUCAAGGGACCCGAACUACUUGUAGAUUAUCAGAUGUAUGAUUACAGUCUAGACAUGUGGAGUUUAGGUUGUAUGCUUGCUAGCAUGAUAUUCAGAAAAGAGCCAUUUUUCCAUGGCCAUGACAAUUAUGAUCAGUUGGUCAGAAUAGCUAAAGUGCUAGGCACAGAAGACCUAUAUGACUACAUUGACAAGUACAACAUUGAGCUGGACCCUCGGUUUAAUGACAUCCUGGGCAGACAUUCCCGUAAAAGAUGGGAACGCUUUGUCCACAGUGAGAAUCAGCAUCUUGUCAGUUCAGAAGCACUGGAUUUCUUGGAUAAGCUGCUACGAUAUGAUCAUCAAACACGCCUAACAGCAAGGGAAGCUAUGGAACAUCCAUAUUUUUACCCAAUUGUGAAAGACCAAUCCCGAAUGGGCUCCUGUGGUAACAUGCCAACAGGCAGCACUCCAAUCAGCUCAGCCAGUAUGAUGUCAGGGAUAUCUGCAAUGCCAACCUCUUCACCACUGGGACCCCUAGCUGGCUCGCCAGUCAUCUCUGCUACCAAUACCCUCGGGACGCCGGUUCCUGCCACUGCUGGGGCCCAGCCUUGAUGUCGCCCUCCUGACUACUUGUAACCCUGGCAACAGCCUGGUCACCCCUUUUCUGCCCCUCCCUUCCACCUCACUCCUCCUUGGAAGCACGGGGAACCAGCUGAGCUUGUCACGUCUGAGCAGUUGCUUAUGGAUUCUCUUCAGUUCAAUCAUUUUGAAAAGGAAAAAAAAUGGCUGAUUUUUACUUGAGAAAUUUUUCUUUUGUGUUUUGUAUGUUACAAACUUAGAGACAGUAUACCUCUUUUAGUCCUACCUAGGCCAUAUGUAAUGCCUCUGUCAAAAAUUGUUGCCUACACGAGAGCACUUGUUCAGUGUUACCACAUUUCUUCCCCCAAAGGUUUUUGAGUGAAGUUUGAGCAGACGAUGUCAAAUUCUGGAAGCAUUGUCUGCUGCCAUAACUUAGUAACUCGGAAAUAAUUUAUUUUGAAAUAAUCAGGUUUUUUUUUUCAUUCAAGUCUUUUUACCAGCAAUGCGAUUUGAAACUUUGCCAUCUAAAAUCCAAGUGGCCAGAAUUGGCUAUGCUAAGGGAGCUCAUCUCUGACCUGAAACACAUUGGAAACAUUAAAUACUGGAAGCACAACAUUAAAUUUAUACUGUGCUUUUCAAAGUACUCUGGUUAAACUGCUGUUAUUUAAGAGUAUCUUGAAAGCUAAUUUGUUCCUCUUUACUUUUUUUAAAACACAUUUCUUGCUUGGACAAACCAAGUGAACCAUGGGCUUUCCUCUCCUGUCUUUGUCCCAAGCACAGCACAUCAUAAAGUUACUUUGGAUAAUGCAACUGUUUUUGGAGUUUGAAUUGGUUUCAGACUCGUGGACUGAGAAGUUUUUAACAGCUUUGAGAAUGCUUCCACAAAAACAACAGGCAGCACGAAUAUCAUUAAUGCCACGUAUCGACCACUUUAUAUGCUCAUUUCCCAUUGAUUCUACUGUUUUUUUUCCAGUUGCCUUUUAUUUAAAGCAGUUAAAGGGAAGUGGGGACCCAUUGAAUCAGCAAAUGGGUUCAGCCUUUUUUGGUAGGGUGGGGAAGGAAAAUUUGUGGGUGUUUUUUUGUUUUAAGGAAAUUGUUUAGAAGCGAGGCUGCUGCUGGUGAUUAGUGAGAUGGCAGUUGAGUAAAUACUGUGUUUGACUACAUUUUAUUAAACAGGCCCUGGUUACACAUUCAUCAUCCAAUUAGGUGCAUUAUUUCUUCUUUCCACUGUGCAUUUUACCACAUGGUGUUUUCAUCUGCCUUUUCAGAUCCAUUGGGUCAGACUGAAUGAUUGGGCAAGCUCACUCAUGCACCUGGAUGCUAGAGUGAUGAGGCACUUUCUGUACCUCAGUGAGUGCUGGGGCUUAUUUGCAUUGUGCAUGUUUAUAUGCAGAAACUUGUGUUUAAUGCAGUGGCCAUACAUUACAAUGCUAUUACAGUGGUGGUACCCAUAUACAUAUUAGUAAAAAGCAGAGCAGUGUUGUUUGCUUUGUGAACAUCAGUGACCCCCAAACCAGUUCCAGUCAAGGAAAUAACAUUUUAGGAGGUAUGUAUGCAUUAUUUUGUUUUAUUCACCCAUUAAACUGGUUGUCCGUGAGCUGCUUGGAAAUGCAAAUUUGGAGUGGUGUCAGACUCUAAAAGCAGUGAUCAUUGGUACAUAUGUGAAAAUAGACAAAAGAUAUUUCCAGUCACUUGUUUUUUUUUGUGUGGCUCUUGUGUAUCCCUUGUUUGGGGAAUGGGUUGGGGGUGGUCAGUGUGCAUUUGUGGAUAAUCCAAUUUGGUUUCAAUAUGGGAACAAGAAACAGCUUCCUCUCGAUAUAUCAAAUUUUGUUGAGAUACUUGUCUCUUCUAAACACACCUCAUGUAAAUAAGCAGCGAAGAUCAUCACCAAUUCCUCUUACGGGACUUCAAUUUCAAAGAAAACUAAAAUGAAAGUUAUAGGAAGCACUGUGGUAUCUUAAUUUACUUUUGUGGGGUGUGAAUGAUCUAACGUAAUCAUUGGAGUAGUAUUUUGGCUUAAUAUACUGAAAUUAUUACUAAAAUGUUUUAGCAAUGCAAGUUAGCAGCCAUUUUGGAUAUUUGGCCCUAAUUUUGGUAUAUUCUUAGUAUUGCUCAUUUAGUUUGUUCUGAACAAAUUAUAAUGAAAUCCCCUGUCCCCAUAAUGAGUGCCACAAGUGUGUGUGAUGUUAACACUCGUGCUUUCCUUUCUAAACUCACAUUCCAUUGCUGCAGAUGGUUCAUUAGCACAAUGAUACUGCAAUGCAUUGUAUAUGUUACUGUUUUGCAGUAAAUAUUUGAAACCCCUCUCCUACCAGUAUAAUUUUAUAGCAUUUCUGGGCAUGGAGUAUCAGAACUCCACUAACUAGGUCCACGAUCUGCUUUUCAAACUGCAGUAACUUGUCUGAAUUUCGGACCUGUGCAAAACUUAAGACUUUUUAAUAAAAGUGGUAAAAUGCCCCAAGGAUCUUUUGUGGUACACUGCAUGUCAUAUGACUUGUAGUUUCAUUGGUCUGUCUUGGUUUGCAUUUAGCAACCUCAUUCUUAUAUACAUCCAUCUGUAAGAAGUCGACAUUUAGCAACGUGUUUGCAGCAAAAUAUCAACACCAUCGAUUGGUUGAAGAUGGAACUAACAAAAAAUUUGCUCAAAGGGUUAAAAUUUACACCAGUUGCAAUCCAGUCUUAAACAUUUUUUUACUGUUUGAUUUACUGCCUCCUUAAUACACUUGGAUAUCCAGUCCAUUCAGUACUGCACUUUGCUGAUUCUGUUGGAUACUGCUGAGCCUCCUGGCAAUGUCCGAUCAUAGAGAAUCAGAGGCGUGUGUCUCUUAAAGCUCAUGGAUCCACCUAGACCUUUGUGUGUAUGAAUUACUGGUCCUAUAGCUUCAGCCCUGAUGAUUAAAAUAGAAAUCAUAAAAAAACAUAUCUAUUGAAUUUCCGACCAAAACCAAAUGUGUUAGAAGGUUGUAGAUGUCAAUACAAAUCUGGCAAUGCCUCUCUUUUUGAAAACAAACCUAUGCCCAUGUAUAUUUACAUAAUUAAAUGGAGCUAAUUGUUAUCUUGCAGUCUUAGGAAUAACUAAUUUAGUUGUGAAAUGCAUUUAGACUUGAUAGGUAAUCUGUUUAAAGAAAAUAAAUUGCUAAAGUUGCAAGUCUCUGUUUUGUUUAAAAAUUAAUGAGUAAAACACAAUCUCAGUUUAACAAAAUUUCACCUGAACUCAUAAACUCUUGGUUUCAUUGUGAUCGAACUGAAUCAUCAAAUCUUUUGGCAAGACCAAUGCACAUAGAAAACUUAACCUCGGAGGCGUGAAAGAAAAUUGUCCACUUUUUGUUGGAUAUCUUCUACCCCAAAUUACUUGUGACCUACAUGUUUUUGAAAAUUUAAUCAAUGAAAUUAUUGAAUUUUUAAGUAAAAUUGUUGCAGUCAUUUGAUAAGGUUCAGAGUUGAUGUGUUUUUCUUCUAACUUUUUGAGCAGAGUGAUAAGGCACCUUUUGCAGGUUGGAGAUAUCUGCUCUGGUGCUUAUCACCUGUAAUAAUUAUUAUUACUACAGUUCUUCAGCCCCUCCUCUGACUCCAGAUGCAUUAUAUAUUGUAUUCCAGAGUUUCUCAGUGCAGUUGGGGGUGGUAAGGAAGGUAAUGAGCUUGGUAUUAGCAUUUUACAAUUGUGACUACUAUUGAAGCUAUAUAAUCUUGCCCUAAUCAGUGUUACUCUUUUGAGAAGAUAUCACAACGGCCUGAUCGAAGUCCCUCCCUUUAUUACUCAAGUCUCAUCCUCACUCUCCAUGCUCUUAACUUGACCAGAUUGGGAUCUGUUGUAAUAUUUCUGAAUGAUUGCAGUGUACUGAGCAUUCAUGACAAACUGACCACACAAAAUCUUACAAUGCAAUAAUGUGUCACUUUACUGGGACAAUGAAUGCCAAUAUAGUGCUGUGGCUCUUGUAACUCAGUCUUGCAAGAGCUAUAUCAGCCCGGGGGUUCGGGUGGACUGUUUGUUGUUAAAUUACUGUGUCAGGAUUUGUAACCAAUUCCAAGUAGAAGUAACUGGAUAAAAAAAGCAGAAAUUAUUUUGAAAAUUCUGAAUCUCUGUUGCGUUUAUAUACAAGUAGUUGUGAUUUGUAUUUUCCCCUCUGGGGUGUGUGCAAGCACUUUCAGUGGAUCACAAACUUCAGAUUUUUCAUCACUGCAUUGUUUCCCACGUGCCUGGGCUAUCGGGCAUCUGCAGGUUGACAAAAGGACAUAGAAUGUAAUCAUGAUUAUUGGAAUAAACCAUCAACGCAUUUGAGUAAAGCCCACAGAAGCUGCAUGAGGAGAUCAAGUCAUCGGAACUUUGCUACAGUAUUUGAGAGGAAAGAAACGUCUGUAAUAACAUUAACUGAAUGUUGUUUUAUCUGGUUACUGGAUAUAACAUUUAACUUUAUUUUGUAGAUUUAUUUUUACACACAUAGUUUGAGCACUGUAGAUAGCAAAAGAAAUAUUGCUUGAAGAUGUACUUUCUGAUUGACGUGCGCUUUCCUAUAACAAGCAACUGAGCGGACGGAAACUGGUUUGCAGCAACAGUGUAUCUUGGUUGGACUUCUGCCACUCGUUGCAGGAUUGCAAUGUUAACUGCAUCUGUAAAUUGCCUUUGUGUUCAGAAAAAAAUUGUGCUUCAGCACUUGCAUCAUAAUUAGAUUUUGAAGGUUAAAAGCCAAUAUUUUACAAUGCUGCUGAAUUCUAAUCUGUUUAAAAAUGCAAGAAAAUUCACUCGUAGAAGUAACCUGUUUUUAAAUGUUGGGAAUCUAAAGAAAACAGGUUGUAGUUUUAUUCUUGUUAAACUGAAAUUGAUAAAUAUGUGCUAGAGGGAAAACAUGAAAAUUGUGCCAUA
Hypanus sabinus (Atlantic stingray) is the source of this 6557-nucleotide messenger RNA. Its product is annotated as casein kinase II subunit alpha. The transcript is spliced from 14 exons. Gene Ontology annotation, biological process: protein phosphorylation. Gene Ontology annotation, cellular component: nucleus; protein kinase CK2 complex; cytosol. Lineage: Eukaryota; Metazoa; Chordata; Chondrichthyes; Myliobatiformes; Dasyatidae. Bases 551 to 1729 code for a protein of 392 amino acids. Gene Ontology annotation, molecular function: ATP binding; protein serine/threonine kinase activity. The record is from RefSeq and is a predicted model, not a curated record.